Messenger RNA from Python bivittatus (Burmese python), 1386 nucleotides. RefSeq names its product gamma-aminobutyric acid type A receptor subunit delta (gene GABRD). Gene Ontology annotation, molecular function: GABA-A receptor activity; extracellular ligand-gated monoatomic ion channel activity. Gene Ontology annotation, biological process: monoatomic ion transmembrane transport. NCBI's taxonomy places the organism in Eukaryota, Metazoa, Chordata, Lepidosauria, Squamata, Pythonidae. The record is from RefSeq and is a predicted model, not a curated record. Gene Ontology annotation, cellular component: membrane.
AUGGAAUCGCUCACCUGGGUUUUCCCCUCGUUGCUGCUGCUCUGCGCCCAGCAGCACACCUGGACCAGAGCCCUGAAUGACAUUGGAGAUUAUAUCGGGUCAAACAUAGAAAUAUCUUGGUUGCCCAACUUGGAUGACUUGAUGAAAGGAUACGCCCGGAAUUUUAGGCCAGGAGUUGGAGGGCCUCCUGUUAAUGUCGCUUUGGCUAUUGAAGUGGCUAGCAUCGACCACAUCUCAGAAGUCAACAUGGAAUAUACAAUGACUGUCUUUCUGCAUCAAAGCUGGCGGGAUGACCGGCUGUCGUACAACCGGACCAAUGAAACUCUGGGUUUGGAUAGCCGUUUUGUGGACAAACUCUGGCUGCCAGAUACAUUUAUAGUCAAUGCUAAGUCAGCCUGGUUUCAUGAUGUGACAGUGGAGAAUAAGCUCAUCAGGUUGCAGCCGGAUGGAGUCAUUCUUUACAGUAUCAGGGUUACUUCUACAGUGGCCUGUGACAUGGACCUGACCAAGUAUCCAAUGGAUGAGCAGGAAUGCAUGCUGGACUUGGAGAGCUAUGGUUACUCCUCCGAGGACAUUGUCUACCACUGGUCUGAGAAUCAAGAGCAAAUUCACGGCUUGGACAAGCUGCAGCUGGCUCAGUUCACCAUCAUCAAUUAUCGAUUCGCUACUGAACUCAUGAACUUCAAAUCUGGUAAAUGAAGCAAUUGGCUGUUUAAUGCUGGCCAGUUCCCCCGCCUGAGUCUCCAUUUCCACCUGCGGCGGAACCGAGGUGUCUACAUCAUACAGUCCUACGUGCCUUCGAUCCUCUUGGUGGCCAUGUCAUGGGUUUCCUUCUGGAUCAGCCAGUCAGCUGUGCCUGCCCGGGUCUCUCUAGGCAUAACCACAGUCCUUACCAUGACCACCCUGAUGGUGAGCGCUCGUUCUUCCCUUCCCAGGGCUUCGGCCAUAAAAGCUUUGGAUGUCUACUUCUGGAUCUGUUAUGUCUUUGUCUUUGCUGCGCUGGUGGAAUACGCCUUUGCCCAUUUCAAUGCUGACUAUAUGAAGAAACAAAAAGACAAGCUGAAGACCCACAGACAGGCAGAAGAGGUCAAUGUGAAAAACGCUAUAGUUAUGUUCUCCCUUUCGAUAGCUGGAGUCAACCAGGAGCUCGCUGUGUCCAGUAGGCACCGCCGAGCCCCCCCCAACCUGCCUGGCUUGUUUGGCUCAGCUGAAGUAGAAGCAGGGGAGACCAAGAAGCAACAGGGGGUGGAAUCCAAGCCGAAAAAUGGCCUCAAGUCUCUCUUCAAACCUAUUGAUGCCGAUACCAUCGACAUCUAUGCAAGGGCAGUUUUCCCAGCUGCCUUUGCGGCAGUCAACGUCAUCUACUGGGUGGCCUACACAAUGUGA